UUGUGUGGUGAGUGUACAGCCAAAGAUGUGGCAUGAUUCUAAGUGGUCCACGUAAAGACUCAAAUCUUUCGAGGUAAGAAGCACCCGUUUCUUUAGACCGCGCGGCACUGCUCUGCACUGCACUGACAGUCAAGCAAGCAGUCACUUCGACCUUCGUUGGAAGACUACCGAUGCGAGCUUUGCCGUUGGAUGUCCACAAAGACAAUAUAGCCUAUGAAUAUUUCAGGAGAGCUCAUAGUGCGCCGCGUGCUGUAAAGUGAUAUCCAUAAUAAGACUGAGACGGGAGGGGUGCGCAAAGUUCUUACGCUGGCCAAAGCUGGUACUGAGGGGAGACGGUCGGAUCACAUGCGGAAAGGGGUCUCCUUCAAGUAAACCAAAGGUGGCAGACCAAAGACCAAGGGAACCGUUUGCAGCAGUGUGAGUGGGAAGCAUGAAGCAAUGGUCGAGUCGGAGAGGAUCGCCGUGCUGGAGCCCAAUUGAGGCGUAACCGGCUCCUCCGCUGGUGUCGCACACGGAAAGUGUGGGAGCCGGAGAGAGGGGGACGGGGAGAAGUGGCGCAGGGCAAGACAGAAGGAACUGGAUGUCUGCUCGGCCGACCUCAGCAUCUCCUGCCGCGUCGUCAGCCCCACACCGCCGUCCACAAUGACCGUGGUCACGGGAGAUAACAUGGACGAGACCUCCACUCUCCCGGGGCACCCGCAGGACUCGUACCCCCCGGACCACGACGACCACGAAUGUUGCGAGAGAGUGGUGAUAAACAUAUCGGGACUGCGAUUCGAGACCCAGCUCAAGACGCUCGCACAGUUUCCGGAGACGCUUCUGGGUAACCCCAAGAAGCGAAUGCGCUAUUUUGAUCCAUUGCGAAACGAGUACUUCUUUGACAGGAACCGGCCGAGUUUUGACGCUAUCCUCUAUUACUACCAGUCUGGGGGCAGACUAAGGAGACCCGUCAACGUUCCCCUGGAUAUGUUUUCGGAGGAGAUAAAGUUUUACGAGCUGGGGGUAGAGGCUAUGGAGAAAUUCCGGGAGGACGAGGGGUUUAUACGAGAGGAGGAGCGCCCGCUACCAGAUAAUGAGUUCCAGCGCCAAAUCUGGUUGCUGUUUGAGCACCCAGAGAGUUCUGGACCGGCCAGGGGGAUUGCUAUCGUGUCGGUGAUGGUCAUUCUGAUCUCCAUUGUCAUAUUCUGCUUGGAGACGUUGCCUGAACUGAAAGAGGACCCGCAGGGUAGGUUUCAAACGAUUGGGAACACCACCUUCUACUACAAACCAAAUAUUCUCACUGACCCUUUCUUUAUCGUGGAGACCCUUUGUAUCAUCUGGUUCUCCUUUGAACUCAUUGUGCGCUUUUUUGCAUGCCCCAGCAAAGCGGCGUAUUUCAAAAACAUGAUGAACACCAUAGACUUAGUGUCCAUUAUACCAUAUUUCAUCACGCUGGGCACGGAGCUGGCCGAGGAUCCGGACCAGGCCAGAGAACAGGCCAAGGCAGGGGAACAGGCCACGUCUCUGGCCAUCCUCCGAGUCAUCCGUCUAGUGCGGGUGUUCAGGAUCUUCAAGCUGUCUAGGCACUCCAAGGGGCUCCAGAUUCUGGGGCAAACCCUCAAGGCCAGCAUGCGAGAGUUGGGACUGCUCAUCUUCUUUCUGUUCAUCGGUGUCAUUUUGUUCUCCAGUGCAGUGUACUUUGCAGAAGCCGAGGAGAAAGAGUCCUAUUUCACCAGCAUCCCUGACGCGUUCUGGUGGGCCGUGGUGUCCAUGACCACCGUGGGAUAUGGGGACAUGUAUCCCGUGACCAUUGGUGGAAAGAUUGUGGGUUCCCUGUGCGCCAUCGCCGGCGUGUUGACCAUUGCGUUGCCGGUGCCUGUCAUCGUUUCCAACUUCAACUAUUUCUACCAUCGAGAGACUGAGGGCGAGGAGCAAGCUCAGCUCCUGAACGUGAGCAACCCCAACAUCGCAUCCGACUCCAACUCGAGUCGACGCAGCUCGUCUGUCGUCAGUAAGUCAGAAUAUAUGGAAAUAGACGAGGACAUAAACAACAGUAUCGACAAUUUUAGAGAUGCGAACCUCAGAACUGCAAACUGCACGGUGGUGAACCAGAACUGUGUGAACCGAGGAAAGCUCCUAACGGAUGUGUAGGAUGCGCAUAGAGAACCACCCCCCCCCCUCUCCACCCCUCAAAAACGCACACCGGGGGGAUCACUGCCCUCCACUGUACAUAGUGUUUUAAUCCGUCUCCAAUGCUUUAUUGACACCAAUGCGUUAUUGCAUUGCAUUUAUGAGGAGAGACCCCACGCGAGAAUAUUCACAAGCGUCUAUGUUUGGUUUGACCGAAGGAGACAAAUCAUCUGCUUGAUUUGCGAGCUGGGAUAGAUCAAUGCACAAUCAAAACAUUCUUUGCUAAUAGUUUUUUUUUUACAUUAUUAUCAUUAUUCCUGAUCACUCCGCAUAAGUACAGUGCAUUCUGCACCCCCUGAAAGAUUUCAGAAAGUGACGCAAAACAGGCACACGUUUGGAAACUAUGGUCGAUAGCGUGGAUUACAUGUCAACUUUUGUGUUGCACAAAACCAGCCGCCUGCAGAUGCAUCGAUCAGUUUGGUUUGCUUUCAAUGAAGGAAUACUUGAGAUCGACGGAUCAGCGACGCACCUUAUUCUGAGGUCGGGGGAGGAGGAGGAGGUGGUGGUGU
This is a messenger RNA of Engraulis encrasicolus (European anchovy), 2678 nucleotides long. RefSeq names its product potassium voltage-gated channel, shaker-related subfamily, member 1b (gene kcna1b). Gene Ontology annotation, biological process: potassium ion transmembrane transport; protein homooligomerization. The record is from RefSeq and is a predicted model, not a curated record. Bases 643 to 2130 code for a protein of 495 amino acids. Gene Ontology annotation, molecular function: protein binding; delayed rectifier potassium channel activity. NCBI's taxonomy places the organism in Eukaryota, Metazoa, Chordata, Actinopteri, Clupeiformes, Engraulidae. The transcript has 2 exons. Gene Ontology annotation, cellular component: paranode region of axon; dendrite; voltage-gated potassium channel complex.